Molecule: messenger RNA, 2886 nt
Organism: Cordyceps fumosorosea ARSEF 2679
Lineage: Eukaryota; Fungi; Ascomycota; Sordariomycetes; Hypocreales; Cordycipitaceae
Product: RAM signaling pathway, SOG2
Exons: 3
Coding region: 1-2886 (961 amino acids)
Molecular function (GO): protein binding
Source: RefSeq, a predicted model, not a curated record
AUGGAGCGGCCGGAUCGCACAGAUCGGGCACCGCCGCCCGCGACCGCCACAGCAACGGCGGCUGCGCCCACGAGCACGACCUCGACCUCCUCUGGCGUCCGUGGCCUGCCCGAGAAUCCUGCUCAGGGUCGCCGGCCCGUGCCAAACUCGGCCGCCACGUCCAACGGCGCAACGGCACCGCCUCCUCCGCCCAUUCCGACCGGUAUAAGCGCUCCUCCGAAUGGAAAUCUCGCCGUCUCCAGGGCCCUCACCCCGGCACAAGUCAUCAGCCUGGCCCGCGAUGCCAUGCGUACGGCUUUGGAGAGUGAAGGCCAGACUGUUGAAGCCAGCACCGCGGGAACUGGUCUCAAAUCUGGCGUGACUGUUGACCUCAGCCGAAAGAACAUCCAGAAGCUGCCUGAAGAGGUGGUAGACAUUGUCAAGGAUGAACUUGAGCGGCUUGCUCUUUCGCACAAUCAAUUAUCGACUCUCCCCACUCGGUUUUCUGAAUGCACGUCGUUGCGCUAUCUAAACAUCCGCGGUAACCUGAUCAAGGAGUUUCCCAUGACUCUAUGCGACCUAACUUCACUAGAGAUCCUCGACCUAGGCAGAAAUCAACUGCGUUCCCUGCCAACCGAGAUUUCAAGGCUCGUCAGUCUCAAGGUCUUGUCCGUGCCCAAGAAUCACAUCCGUGAGCUACCAUUAUGUCUUGCCGACAUGGUUUCACUGCAAGUCUUGAAAUUCGAAGGAAACCCGAUCAGCUUCCCUCCCAAAGACGCGUUGCGGCUACAAGCAGCUAGUCCCUCCAAUGAAGCUAGGGAAACCGAGGUCACUGAAGUAGCCGUGACGGCCCAUAUCAAGAAGUUUAUGCGACAAUUCGCCAUCAGUGGGAGGAUAGAAGCUGAAGGUACAGGCGACGAAUCAAGCGAGAAUGCAGAGACCCCCCGAUAUCCCUUGAAGCGCGCAGCCAGUGGCCGAUUCCCGAUCAAGGUCAAUGGGUCAGAUCCUCCCGACAUACGAUCACCAAAUCCCGGCGCCAGGCCACCUCCUAUUCCUUCUCGCUCCCAUUAUCGUGGCCUCUCACAACAAAACACUGCAAUUCGUCGGCCAAGCGUAAUGCCCCUCACGAUUGGCAAUGUCAACGAACGUUUACGAAGCAACUCUGAGAGCCUAUUAAGACCCGAUCGGCCUGAUGGUCGUAACCGGCGUAUGGGCAUUCUUUCGAAGAAGACGGAGCUCGAUACCCUCGAGGAGGCGGAGCCGAAUAAUAGAUUCAGCCACUAUCGCGGUUUGAGUCAUGGGUCCGCGAUGCAAGAGACUCCGGCAGGAACGAAGAGCCCGGCCACCCCAACCGACAGUCUCUUGCAACGUCCAAUCUACGUUCGACGUUUAUCGGUCCUGCCAGAGCGAAGGCGAGAAUCAAAAGUUUACGACCCAGUCAUUGAAUCUGCCAAGGGGAUCUUGUAUUCUGUAUUCCAAAUUCACCCAAUGAUUCAGAUGCUCAUGACAUUGACCAACGACGGGUCAGCCAAAAGAUCGAGCCUUGAGAUUGUCUUCUAUAACACCAACUCUCACGUGGAAGAGCUUGAGCAAGAGAUUCAAAGAUACGAAAGCGCCAUUCCAGAGGAAGGCGAGUAUCACACCAAGGAUAACCAAAACGUGCACCGUGCAUGCCAGACGCUAGUCAGUGCAUAUGGUCAUGUUUGCACGCUACUCGCAGACAACAUUGAUACGUUUGUUAACAAUGGGGAUGCACGAUAUAUUCGGUCACUCCUCAUGUUAUUGUAUAACAGUAUAAUGGAGCUGCGGGUAACCUUGUCUUCCGUAUCUUCUCAAUCUCCUCAGGCAAUCCCGCAACUGCAAUAUGAGAGCAACAACGACACCAUCAAGCCAUACACGCAAAAUGGCCAGAUGCAAUCGGCCCCGAUGGAUAGGAACGGGCAACAGCGCAGCCGCCAAGGUACCAUACGGCACAGUCCUGCCAAUUCGAGAUCCUCUCAAGAUAACCAGGGCCCAUACAUGAGCGGCCCUCGACGGCCCAACGCCUACAUGCCCAACGAUCAAAUGGGCCAGAUGGGCCAGAUGGGCCAGAUGGGCCAAAUAAGCCAGAUGGGCCAAAUAAGCCAGAUGGGACCACAAGUUCCAGUUUACAAUACCGCCGAGGACGAUAUGCAGUUCGAGAGAAUAUUGGUUUCCCUACAGAAAUCCGCCGACAUUGUAUUGCAAGUGCUGCCUAACUUCAGCAUGCAAUUAACUGGACGGCUUCGAAACGCGGUACAACAACGAGCCCCCGAGGGCGCCCUGCGCGACCUGAAGGGCCUUAUCAACAUCUGCAACGAUGCUGUCCAGCAAAGCGAAGUGCUUAAGAAUCAGCUGGCUGUUAUGAAACGGAGAGACCCAAGCUUGCGUACUCAGCCUGGCUUUGGAGUAUUGUGCCGAAACUUCUUCUCUAGCUGGGCAAGCACAGCCGGGAUGGUCAAGGAGUUGACUAAGCGCCUCCCUCUACCACCAGACACUCGGGUGCGUUUGCGGCCAAUUCAGCAGAUGUUCAAGGACACCAGCAACUUGAUCGUGCAGUCUCCGUGGCAGCAUCUCAUUCGAGCGCCGGGCCCUCCCGGCAUGUAUCCCAGCGGCAUUCUCUCGCCAUCGAAUGUUCCGAUCACGCCCCAGAGCGCCGCCCUCGGCCCCGCGAUGCAAGCUACUGUGCCUGUGACGCCACAGAGUGCCUCAUUUGCCAGGGCAUUCCAUGGCAACGUCUUUGACCGGGCGGAUGCGCUGAUUGCCAAUCCCGGCAUCUCCAUUUCGAGGAGCGGUCCCAUGAGCCGAGGCCACUCGAACCUCAGCUCACUAUCCUCAAUAUCAUCCAUCUCUUCGGACGGGGUUCCUACGCCGUCUUCUAACUAUUAA